AUGGUCAGAGAACCUCAGACAUUUCAACAUGUGAUUGACGCAGCAGCCACCCACGGCAAAAUAUCACCCCGCCCUUCGAGUGCACAAAGGUAUGACGGCAUACAUGAGAACAAGGAGAGGGCAGAGUUGCGCGCGUAUUUCCGGGUGACACUGCACCGGAUCAAUCCGGCUCUGUUUAAGGCGUAUUGGGUAGGUGUCGAGAUGCGCGCUAUUCGACUCGCACUCGCAGCGCCCUAUCCGAGCAACACGGAAAUCUGGCUCGAAAACUAUAGCAAAUUCACCUCGACCGCAGCUCGUGAGGGCAAGUGGUGGCGCGUGAACAACUUGGAAGUUAUGACCCCCAAGGAGCUGGAGGGCUGGGGCGCUCAGGAAUGGAAGACGGUUCAGAGGGAACUCUUGGAAGAACGUUAUGGGCAGACAACCGCUGAACAUACAGCCUGA
This is a messenger RNA of Dacryopinax primogenitus, 441 nucleotides long. RefSeq lists its product as uncharacterized. The record is from RefSeq and is a predicted model, not a curated record. The transcript has a single exon. NCBI's taxonomy places the organism in Eukaryota, Fungi, Basidiomycota, Dacrymycetes, Dacrymycetales, Dacrymycetaceae. The coding region runs from base 1 to 441 and encodes 146 amino acids.